Messenger RNA from Pistacia vera, 778 nucleotides. Its product is annotated as universal stress protein PHOS34-like. The record is from RefSeq and is a predicted model, not a curated record. The transcript has 5 exons. Lineage: Eukaryota; Viridiplantae; Streptophyta; Magnoliopsida; Sapindales; Anacardiaceae. Bases 171 to 692 code for a protein of 173 amino acids.
UAAAACUCACACCAAUUUGAUGCAAUUUGAUGCAAUGGUUUGGAAACGGCCUAAGAGCCGCCACCUUCAUUGCAGACUUGUACACGUAUCAAUUCAUUUAGAGACUAAUCAUUUACUGUUACUUCUUGACUCUGUCACCUGACCUGAUCCCCCUUGACACUCAACAAAUCAUGACAGGUAACUUGGGAUGUGUGAUCGUCGCCGUUGACGGCAGCGAGGAGAGCAUGGACGCCUUGAGAUGGGCGCUCGAUAACCUCAAGAUCAGAGUCCCUGCCCCCGCUUCCAUCGAGCCUCCCGGUUGCUUCACCAUCCUCCACGUGCAAUCGCCACCGUCCAUCGCUGCCGGCCUCAAUCCCGGUGCCAUCCCCUUUGGUGGGCCCACAGAUUUGGAGGUACCUGCGUUUACUGCGGCGAUAGAAGCUCACCAGAGGAAAAUUACUGAGGCCAUUCUGGAACAUGCGUUGAAGAUUUGCUCUGACAAGAAUGUGAAUGUCAAAACCCAAGUGGUGGUUGGGGAUCCAAAGGAAAAGAUCUGUGAAGUAGUUGAGAAUUCGCAUGCUGAUUUGCUUGUGAUGGGCUCUCAUGCUUUUGGCCCUAUUAAAAGGAUGUUUCUGGGAAGCGUAAGCAACUACUGUGCCAACCAUGCAGCAUGCCCAGUUGUCAUAGUUAAGGGCAAGGGUGCAACCUCUUAAGCAUAAGUAGGGUGAUACUGCUGAGCAAAGUUACGUUUAAUGGAGUGCUAUUGUGAUGCAUAACCAGGAUUGUUGGGAUGUCGUGU